AGUUGGUGUUCAGCAGGUGGGAAGUUGUAGGACCUGCCCGAAAUACAUUUUAAAAUCCUCUUUAAAGUGCGUGAUCUUAAAAGAUGUAUCAGUUGCCAUUGUUACUGAUAUUUACUAUUCAUCUGGCUUCAUCCCAGUACUCGGAUGGUUCCGUUUACAGCACUCCAGCUUCUGUGCAGCACAACUGUAUAGAAAGAGAGGCUACUUCUUUUACUUUGCUAACUGACAAUAUAUAUCCCUGGAGCUACAUUUAUGCUAUUGGCAGGCUUGUUCUUCGGGUGUCUGACAGAUAUCCCUGCGGUGUCCGACAAUACAGAGCCAUAAAGCUCAACAAUACAAAUGUCACUGAAAAUGCUGUAACCACCAAGAUGGGAUUUUUAAGCACCAUAGAUAAUUAUAAUUUCUGGGACGUUUAUGACAGCUUUUUCAGUUAUUACAAUGACUAUAAUUAUUACGAGCAACAGUACUGCAAGCAAUCCCUUUUACUGGGACUGAAGAAGGCGCUUGACGACUCACCAGCUGGUGCCUUUAUACUGGUGAUCAGCAGUGGUUCUAUGGCGGACUCCAAUGACACAGUGCUGUUGAAUCAGAUAUUCCACCUGCUCGAGGAAAAGAAAUCCCAGGUUUUCUUUGUUGUAUAUAAUCGCUGUAACAUUAGCAGCACAGCGGAAAGUAUUUUUAAUGAAAUUGCAUCUCGGAGCUUUGGGCACAUUAUAAGUGUGGACGACUUCAGUAUAUCGCAGGUAGUCUACGGGUUGGAUUUGUAUCUUGCUAAACCCCUCAAUUCUUUACGUAUUAUGAAUAAAAAUUUAAACACCAAUGGCGUACACACAGAUGUGUUCAACGUUACAUCAUUAGCAUAUCUAUUAAUUACAACUGGCGGGAAUGCAAACUUCACUCUUGCUGACGGUACUGGAAACCGUGUUGAAUAUGAACAAGUUCUAUCACAUGUCAAAGGAAGAUCAUAUUUGGUGAGAAAUCCUAUUUCUGGAAACUGGUAUAUAGAAAUAACUAAUAAAGGGAACAGCUCUGUAAAGGUUUUGGGAUUCACUGAUCUUUUUAUUGUAGGAAAGUGCAGUAACUAUGAAUGUCAUCCAGAUGCAACCUGUGAAGAGUUUGGUGGAUACCAGCAGUGUACCUGCAGGCAAGGGUACAAAGGAGAUGGCAAAGUAUGCCAUGACAUAGAUGAAUGUGAAGAUUACUGGGUCCAUAACUGUAAUUUUGGCAAUUGUAUUAAUUACAUUGGAUCUUACAACUGUUCUUGUUACAAUGGAUUUGUUUAUGAAGAAGGUUUGGGUUGCGUUGACAUUGAUGAGUGUGCAAGUGCAGAGCUCAAUGACUGUCACCCAUUAGCUGUUUGUAAAAAUGAACUUGGAUGGUACACUUGCAGCUGUCCUUCUAAAUAUUUUGGAGAUGGAAGAUAUUGCGAAGUAAAUGAAUGUGCACAAGAAAACAACACGUGUUUUAGUAACGCAGACUGCAUAAAAACCUUUGGAUCAUUCAGCUGCGUUGACCCAUGUUUCAGUUACACAGUACUUGCUGAAGAAUGGAGGCUAACUUCUGGAAGAAAUUAUAGCCAAUGGUAUAAUUGUGACUAUUACCUAGAUGGUUGGUAUCGAUUCCAAGGCAAACACGAUCACAGAAUACCCGAACACUGCAUCCCAGAGUACAGCUGUGGAACCGAUAGCCCAAUGUGGAUUAAUGGCCUACAUCCCACGACGGAGGAAGGGAUUGUUAAUCGGACUGUUUGUGCCAGCUGGUCAGGGAACUGCUGUAUGUGGUCUUCUUCCAUUUUAAUCCGAUCAUGUCCAGGUGGAUUCUAUGUGUACAAAAUAAAAGGAACCCCAAACUGCAAUUUGGGCUAUUGUGUUGAGCCACAAUUGAGUGAGCUAAACUGUUCCACUGCUCACUGCUCUCCUGAUGAAGAAUGUACGAAAGUUAAUGGCGUCUCGGACUGUCACUGCAAAGAUGAAUCGUAUGAUAAUGGCUUGGAUUCAAAUUUCAAUUCAAAUUAUCUCAUGCCAGAACUUAAAUGUGGAUCAAACCAAAUCAUCUUGUCCUAUAGCAAGUGCAUUUUGGAGAGGAAUGGAUUUGAUACAUCGACAAUACAUUUAAGAGACCGCUCAUGUACAAGCUAUACUGAAAGAUGGGAUAAAAGCUAUGUCAGGAUUGAAAUGUUACCAAGAAGUGGUUCAUGCGGAGCACAGCUAUUAGUGAAUCAAUCCCAUUUAACUUAUGCAAACACUUUAUACAUUUCACCAAAAACUGAUGGUAUAAUUCAAAGAAGUGAGGUUCGGGUGAACUUUUCCUGUUCAUACCCACUAAACAUGGAAGUGAGUCUGUGGAUAGCUGUAAAUCCAUUUAUCAGUUCUACUUCUAUUAGCAUUGGUGGAACAGGAACAUACACAGCAAAGAUGGCUCUGUAUCAAUAUUCCGAUUACACGGCCCCUUAUGAAGGAUCAGAAGUGUGGCUGAGCGCAGAGUCCAUGCUGUACGCUGGCGUAAUAAUCGAAAACACCUGGGAGCCCAACCUUGUGUUGGUUAUGAGAGACUGCUAUGUAACACCCACUUACGAGAGCUGGAAUCCAGUAAGAUACUACAUUAUAAGGGACAGCUGCCCCAAUCGAAAUGAUCCCACCAUUUCCGUGGCAGAGAAUGGAAUAUCUCGGCAAGGACGCUUCUCAGUUCAGGUGUUUAAAUUCGUUGGGAACUACGACAGAAUUUACUUACACUGUCAGAUCCGCUUGUGUGAUAGAACCUCUGAGAUAUGUAAUCCGCAAUGCUUCAGAACGAGAUCCGUAUCUACCAACAGUGAUGCUAACACAACCAGUCUAACGCUUGGUCCUUUGCGUCUCAGAGCAUCUUCCGAAACAUCACAACCUGCAAUAAAGCCUGCUGCUUUGUCUUCGGGUAGAGCCAUAACAUCUUCGUUGGCCACUCUAUUAACGCUGUACUUACUCGCAAAGAUACUGAACUGAAGCUCAAUGAAAAUUGAAAGAGAAACUUGGCCCAUGGUUUAGUUAGUUUUAUGCCAAGUAUUUUCUUUAAAGGAAUGUUUGACGCAAACUAUUUGCAUGUUACCUAAUACAGUGUAUAUUAAAUGUGAUUCCUUUGUAUGAACAAUGAAGUGGUUAAUAAAUUUAGCAGAAUAACAA
This is a messenger RNA of Spea bombifrons (plains spadefoot toad), 3155 nucleotides long. Its product is annotated as uromodulin-like. Gene Ontology annotation, molecular function: calcium ion binding. The transcript is spliced from 17 exons. Gene Ontology annotation, biological process: neutrophil migration. Gene Ontology annotation, cellular component: cell surface; apical plasma membrane. The record is from RefSeq and is a predicted model, not a curated record. Bases 84 to 2978 code for a protein of 964 amino acids. Lineage: Eukaryota; Metazoa; Chordata; Amphibia; Anura; Pelobatidae.